CGGGGCUGCCCGGGGGCUCGGCUCGGCGAUGCCCGGCCCCGGCCCAGACGGCGCGUCCCGCCGCCCGGAGCGGGGAUGGCGGUGGGGCGGCGGCGGGGCCGGGGGGGCCGAAAGGUCCCACUGCCCGCACGGUGCCCGCGCUGCCCUCGUCCCCCCGCGGCGCAGCACGCCUGCGCGGGGCCCGUUCCUGGCAGGCAGCGUGUAAGAUGAGUGAAGAAGCAGCGGGGGGGGGGGGGGGGCGAGCGGGCGCGCAGGGGAAGCUCUGCCAUCGAAAAUCGCUCACUUGGGCAGUGGCGAGGCAGAGAGACAACCCCGAGCCGAUGUCAGGGGCUGCCUACCUGCGAGGCGCGCCAAGAUGAUGGCCAUGAACGCCAAGCAGCCGUUCGCCAUGCACGCCGCCCUCCAGGAGCCCAAGUUCUCCAGCCUGCACUCCAGCGCGGAGGCAAUGCGCAGAGUUUGCCUCCCGGCCCCGCAGCUGCAGGGCAAUAUAUUCGGGAGCUUUGAUGAGAGCCUGCUGGCCCGCGCCGAGGCUCUGGCCGCCGUCGACAUCGUCCCCCACGCCAAGGGCCACCACCACCACCACCCCCCGCCCCCCUUCAAGCCGGACGCCACCUACCACGCCAUGAGCGGCGUCCCCUGCGCCGCCGCCGCCCUCCCGCACCCCGCCGCCCUCGCCGCCCAUCCGCACCCGCUCCCGCACCCGGCGCUGGACGGCGGCGACCUGCUGGAGCACCUCUCGCCCUCGCUGGCCGUCGGCGGGCUGCCCGAGCCCCCCACCCUGCCCGCCCCGCUGCCGCCGCACCCGCUGGCCGCCGCGGGCCCCUUGGCCGUGGGCGUGGGCCCCCCGGGGGGCCCGGCGCCGCCGCCCGCCGCGCCCGAGGCGGACUCGGACCCGCGGGAGCUGGAGGCUUUCGCCGAGCGCUUCAAGCAGCGCCGGGUGCGGCUGGGGGUCACCCAGGCCGACGUGGGGGCGGCGCUGGCGGCGCUGAAGCUGCCAGGGGUGGGCUCGCUCAGCCAGAGCACGAUCUGCCGCUUCGAGUCGCUGACGCUGUCGCACAACAACAUGACGGCGCUGCGGCCGGUGCUGCAGGCCUGGCUGGAGGGCGCCGAGGCCGCCCACCGCGACCGCGCCGCCGGCCCCGAGCUUCUGGCCGGCGCCGAGCGCAAGCGCAAGCGGACCUCCAUCGCCGCCCCCGAGAAGCGCUCUCUGGAGGCCUACUUCGCCCUGCAGCCCCGGCCCUCCUCCGAGAAGAUCGCCGCCAUCGCCGAGAAGCUGGACCUCAAGAAGAACGUGGUGCGCGUCUGGUUCUGCAACCAGCGCCAGAAGCAGAAGCGCAUGAAGUACUCGGCAGUGCACUGACGGCGCCCGGCCCCGACGGCGCGGCCCCCGCGGUGGGACGCGCCCCCCAACCCCCGCCCCGCCGCCGGCCAGCCCGCCCCGGCAGCGGAGCCCAGCGCGGCAGUGGGGGUCCGCGGGCCGCCUUCCGCUCCGGGAGGAGCGCUUUG
Falco peregrinus (peregrine falcon) is the source of this 1506-nucleotide messenger RNA. It is a transcript of the gene POU4F3, whose product is annotated as POU class 4 homeobox 3. The record is from RefSeq and is a predicted model, not a curated record. Gene Ontology annotation, molecular function: DNA-binding transcription factor activity, RNA polymerase II-specific; RNA polymerase II cis-regulatory region sequence-specific DNA binding. Lineage: Eukaryota; Metazoa; Chordata; Aves; Falconiformes; Falconidae. The coding region runs from base 356 to 1360 and encodes 334 amino acids. The transcript is spliced from 2 exons. Gene Ontology annotation, biological process: regulation of transcription by RNA polymerase II.